Aricia agestis (brown argus) is the source of this 1443-nucleotide messenger RNA. Its product is annotated as protein RRNAD1. NCBI's taxonomy places the organism in Eukaryota, Metazoa, Arthropoda, Insecta, Lepidoptera, Lycaenidae. The coding region runs from base 130 to 1425 and encodes 431 amino acids. The record is from RefSeq and is a predicted model, not a curated record. The transcript has 6 exons.
ACAUAUUGUUUCCAGUAUCAUACUAAAUGUGUAGUAAAUAAGCUGAACAUACAAAAUCAACAACAUAAUUUGGAAAGUUAGGUUACUUUCGUGUUGAGUAUAUCGUGAAUCGUGAUUCGUGUAGCUAAAAUGGUAUUGCUAAAAGAUUCGAUAAAGGUAUCCUUAGAUAAAUGCAUACAAGUGAUGAAAAAAUAUGAGUGGCUACUCGAAUUGUAUGUCUUGGAUUUCUUUGUCGACGACCACUGGGGGAAGUUGCCAUUGGCUUGGCAAUUUGCUUUUAAGAAUAUGGACCCUCAGGACUUAGGCGACAUUCUCACACGAAAACAAACUAAACAUGUUCUUCCACUCACAUUUUUAAGCUUACUGAAGUCUGUCGAGAGUCUCAGUUUACCACGAAAGUCAGAAAAACUAUGGACAGAAAAUCUUGAUUCUUCUAAGUUUAAACAUUUGUUCCUGAAACAUGUGAAAUUAAAGAAAAGGCAUGAAAUAGGUUUGAUGUCGAAUGUUGUCUCAAAAGUAGCAUAUCAAUAUAGUUGUAGCACAGUUGUAGACUUUGGUUCAGGUUUGGGACACUUGGUUAGAAUUUUGUCAUAUAAACACAAAAUUGAUGCCAUUGGAAUUGAGGCACAAAGUCAGCUGUCAGAGGAAGCUAGAAAGCUGGACUUAGAAUGGGAAUAUACAGCCAAGAAACAACUCUCCGAGGAGGAAAUUAGUAAUCUCCACAAACCAAAACAUGUUAAUUUCACCCUUUCCUCUACAAAUCAGUUGGACAUCUUAAUUAAUGAUACAUCCUAUGGUCUCAUUGGGUUACAUCCCUGUGGUGACUUAGGGCCGUUACUGAUAAAGCAUUUUGUUAGCUGUGAAAAAGUCAAAUUCAUCUGUGUCGUCGGCUGCUGCUAUAUGAAGUUGAGCUGUGACACAGAGUGCUGUGGCUAUCCUAUGAGUGAAUAUGUCAAGCAAAAGGAUAGCUCAUUGUCCUAUACUGUCAGGGAAAUAUCUUGCCAUGCCAUAGAUAUGUAUUGUGAGAGGCUUUGUAAAGGAGAUUAUAAUGACCUAAAGAUUCAUGCAUACAGAGCUGCUCUCGAGAAGUUGCUGGUCAACACUGAUCCCAAACUGAAGCACACACCUGUCAGGAGCAUUAAGCACUCUAAUGACAUGACAUUUGAAAGUUAUCUGGUGAAAGCAACAGAACGUCUGACGGUGCCAGUUCUAGACAGUGCCUUGGUGGCAAAAGACUUGGAGCAAUGGAGAAGAGUGGUUGUUCUGUACACGUUGCGGCUAAUGCUAGCGCCGUUGGUGGAAACUAUCAUACUGCUUGAUAGAAUGCUUUAUAUAUUUGAAAACGGAUUAAGCUGUGAAAUCCACCCAGUUUUUGAUCCCAGGAUUUCUCCUCGCAAUCAUAUUAUUAUUGGAAAAAGAUUAUAAAUAUCAUUUUAACAAGUA